This is a messenger RNA of Myxocyprinus asiaticus (Chinese sucker), 2734 nucleotides long. Its product is annotated as RUN domain-containing protein 1-like. The record is from RefSeq and is a predicted model, not a curated record. The transcript has 5 exons. Lineage: Eukaryota; Metazoa; Chordata; Actinopteri; Cypriniformes; Catostomidae. The coding region runs from base 372 to 2078 and encodes 568 amino acids.
CCUGCGUUAGAUGCCGUUCACACCGAACGUUUGUUUGUUAAUUUGUUUUUAAAUGGUCUUUGACCGUUGUCAAGUUAAAAAGAACGGCAACUUUUAAAAACGCGUCUCAAGACACAUGAGUUCUAUUAUAAUCGUUGCGCUGCGUCGCGGUUGUUUUUUUUUUUAAAUGCAAGAACAAGUUCGGUGUGAACAGCCCCUCUGAACUCUGGUAAGGUGGUUCCAUGUUAUUGCACGAUCUUGGUGUUAGCGAUUACGUUGCAAUGUUUUCUGUACCACGGUGGUGCACCUGCUAGAAGGUAGUCGUUGCGCAUAUUUUUGAUUAACAUUGAAACUCGCGAUUAAAUUAAAUUUGUCGACGUUUUUUUAGUAGCAUGUCGACGGAGGAUUUGUCCACUUCUGACAGCGAGGCUGCCUUCGCUGGAGCCGGGGUGCGAUGGGCGCCCGUAGGAGCGGUGGCCAGUCCGGAGGAUGAGCAGUGGAAGCGCGACACGCAGGCUGGAGCAGUGUCGUCCAGCGAGACAGACAUGGUAGCGAAGCUGCGAAAGCUAGAGGGAGAGCAGGAGCAGCUGAACUCGUCGCUCCUCGCCCUAACCUCACACUUUGCUCAAGUGCAGUUUCGACUCAAACAGAUUGUCCAUGCUCAAAGCGAGGAGAAAGAGAGGAUGCUGCUGGAGCUGGAGGAGUUCGCAUUUAAAGGAUGCCCUCAUGUCAUCGGGUGCAGGGCACAGGACGCCCAGAUGUUGGAGAAAUCUAGUGAAAGGGAGAAGAGGGAGCGUUUGGAAGCUCAGAGACAGAAGCAGAAGGAACUGAUUUUCCAGCUAAAGACCCAACUCGACGAUCUGGAACGCUUCGCCUACCAGGAGGGCAGCUAUGACUCAUUGCCUCAGUCUGUCGUCAUGGAGAGACAGAGGGUAAUCAUUGAUGAGCUGAUUAAGAAGCUGGACGUGAACCUGAAUGAAGACAUUGGGAACCUUACUCCAGAGGAGCUUCGACAGAGAGUGGACGCUGCCAUAGCUCAGAUAGUCAACCCGGCCAGAGUCAAAGAGCAGCUAGUUGAGCAGCUCAAGACCCAGAUUAGAGACUUGGAGAUGUUCAUUAACUUCAUACAGGAUGAGGUGGGGAACCCUCUUUUAAAUGAUGGUGCAAACAGCCAACAGCCCCGAGCAGCUGGACCAAACACUGGAGCCACUAGAGGGAUGAAACGAGUGGACCCUGAACAGGCUCAGAGGAUGCGAGAAACUGGUCUUCAGCUGAUCCAGAAAGCCUUAGCUGUGCUGCAGAUCUUUGCUUUGAGCCAGUUUGGAUGUGCUGCGGGCCAUGUGCCCCAAAAUGUGUGGUCUCAUGGGGGUGAGCCUCAAGAUUUCAGCCCUCUGUUGCAGAAACUGGAAGGAGCUGUGGAGCGUGUACGUCUCCAAGCCUCUCGCAACCAGCCGGCCUCUCAGGAGGAACACGUGGUCAGUUACUACACCUGCCUGUCACCGGGAGGACAUCGGGACGAACUCACCGCUUCGGUGCGCAAAGAGUUGGCAAUGGCACUGCGGGACCUGCUGGCCCACGGCCUGUACGCUCCUUCUCAGGGCAUGAGCCUGGUGCUGGCCCCCAUUUCCUGCCUGUUGCCCUUCAGUGCUUCUCCACAGACAUUGCAUCCAUGGGAACUCUUUGUCAAGUUCUACCACUCCAAAAAUGGCCAGGCUUUUGUCGAGUCCCCCGCCCGCCAACUCUCACAAUCCUAUAGUUUGCCUGUAGGGGAUGGUCCUGUGACGGUCACACCCAAGCAGUCUCUGUUAUGGGCCAUUCAUACAGUGCUUAAAGAGCAUGGACGAUAUAAACGUAGUGCAGACUCAGAGUUUAAGGCCUUAGUGUGCAUGGCACUCAAUGAGCAGAGGCUUGUGUCCUGGCUCAACCUGCUGUGCAAGUCUGGAACACUAAUGCACUCGCAUUACCAGCCAUGGAGCUACAUGGCGCAGACGGGCUUUGAGGGUGCCCUGCGCAUACUGGGCUGCCUCAGCCAUCUUAAAUUCAGCCUUCCUGUUGACUUGGCUGUCAGGCAGCUGAAAAAUAUUAAAGAUGCUUUUUAAGUAAACUAAAAUGACAUGUAGGAAGUUUGUGUAAUAUAAUAAGGGUAUACAGCAAAGUAUGUUCAAUAAGAGGUACUCUGAGAUAAAUAAGUACUCUGGAAUAAGAACAAUUAAUAUGGAAGUAAUUUCGAAAUAAUGCAACUCAUGCACUUUUUUUGAGGUUCUAUGUUGAUACUGGCCCACAUGUCUCCCAUUUUUAAUAACUGAAGAGGAUGAUGAAGGCAAAUGCUGCAUUAGUCACACCUCAGGAUUUUUGCUCAGUUCAGUGACCCUGAGCAUGUCACUGCCUCCACCUUUGACACACUUUGUUAUGCUUAUGCAUAAACAUGUAAGCAUUGAGCGGAUUUGUUAUGUCCAGCUUUUACCAAAAUCAAUAACUACUGAAUGUAGAUUUAUUACUUGAACACUUCUCAAGGACCAUGUUGAAGGUCGUUGUGUAUGUUGGAGAUCAUCUACUGUAUCUACAUAAGGUAAACAUGAUCUAAAGGGAAGUAUUAAAGAGAUAGUUCACCCAAAAAGGAAAAUUCUCUCAUUUACUCACCCUCAUGCCAUUCCAGAUGUGUUUGACUUUCUUCUGCUGAACACAGAGAUUUUUGAAGAAUCUCUCAGCUCUGUUGGUCCUUACAAUGCAAGUGAAUGGUGACCAGACCUUUUGA